Messenger RNA from Neospora caninum, 1110 nucleotides. RefSeq lists its product as hypothetical. Bases 1 to 1110 code for a protein of 369 amino acids. The record is from RefSeq and is a predicted model, not a curated record. Gene Ontology annotation, molecular function: protein heterodimerization activity. NCBI's taxonomy places the organism in Eukaryota, Apicomplexa, Conoidasida, Eucoccidiorida, Sarcocystidae. The transcript has 3 exons.
AUGAGGGAAGAGCGCAACGGGGCUGCGAUGAGGCCGCGAGGGCGUCUGCACUCCUCAGAAGGAGGAAAGGAUGGAGAAGAAGGCAAAGCAGAGAAAGAGGGGUUUAAAGGGAAAGGAGAGGGAAACGGCGUCGUGGUUCUCCCCUCGAUGGCCGAAACCGUCCAACGACUUCUUGCGGAGGCGGGCAUCGAAAAACGCGACGAUCGGGUGGUCCAUCUUCUCAUCGACCUUCUUCAAAGAGAGACUCUUUCGCUCUUAGCCGACGCAGCAGAGAUUGUGGACUACCGCCACACGGCACGAGUCGGCGCUCUGGCCUCUGUGGAGAAACCCGAGAGCGACGAAAGCAUAGCGGGAGCGCUUCCGGCGCAAGGCGACGAAAAACCGCGACCUGCGCGACGCCCGGCCGGUCCUCCCUCGUCGAUGUGCAUUGAAGAAGAAGACGCAAAUGCAGCGGUGCAAGAAUACACGCAGAGAUAUGUCGUCCAGCCGAGCGUCGUUUUGGAUAGUGCCCGGCUCUGCAGUCUGAGCAACAGUUUGGCGUGUGGACAGUCGACAGCGGCUGAGCUGAUUCUCCAUCGCGCUACACCGACGGGAAGCAUGCAGAAUACCUCGCCGUUGCUUGGAGAGCCUUUCGUUCUUCGCCCCGUCGACAGUUCGUCCACCAGCGGAGUGCCGACCUCUUCAGGUCUGUCUGGGUCGUCGUUUGUCGGAGGCUCUUCGCGCGGCUCUACUAGUCGCACUGCCUCGUCUCUAGGAACGCAUGCAAUCCUCACCACGGCGACAAACAAGCAUAUCCUGGGAACCACGCCGCAGGGCUUGGCGCCUUACCUCCCUGAAGACGUUAACAUCAACACGCUCAUGCCGUCUUGGUCCCUCCGCUCGACCGCUGCCAGUCUCGGCAAACUGCAUGCAGAGGGCGGAGCGCGGGAGCGAGCGACCGCCUCGGUGGCGCAGGCAGAGAACCGGAACAGGCACCGAGAGGAAGGCGCCGAGACGGCAGGAGAGGAAACCGUAACAGACGAGCGCCACGUAGACGGCGGGGCGUGGCCCUCAGGACAAGCUGGAGACGUCGCAGCCGAUAUAUUCUUUCAAAAGGAACACCUCUUUUAA